This is a messenger RNA of Oreochromis niloticus (Nile tilapia), 1048 nucleotides long. RefSeq names its product ADP-ribosyl cyclase/cyclic ADP-ribose hydrolase 1. The record is from RefSeq and is a predicted model, not a curated record. Gene Ontology annotation, biological process: positive regulation of B cell proliferation. The transcript has 8 exons. Lineage: Eukaryota; Metazoa; Chordata; Actinopteri; Cichliformes; Cichlidae. Gene Ontology annotation, molecular function: phosphorus-oxygen lyase activity; NAD+ nucleosidase activity, cyclic ADP-ribose generating. The coding region runs from base 101 to 928 and encodes 275 amino acids. Gene Ontology annotation, cellular component: plasma membrane.
UAGACGUCCGAGCUCGCGCGAUAGUGACAGUAAACAACAUUUUGUUGGGCAGACUUCUUAGACAGAAGUCUAAAUUUUUACGACUUUUUACGCAUUUAUAAUGGAGCAUGAGCAGUCUCAUCGACUGGGAAAACGGCGGAGGAAACGCUGCGUAAUAUUAAUUGUCAUCGUUGUCCUUAUUGUUAUUGUAAUCAUCGCCGUGGUGUUGGGACUGACUCUCCGUCAGAACAAAAGUGAAUUUGAAUCUACGUUUUUGUCUAGGUGUGAGAAGUUCGAUCAAUAUGACUGUAAAAAGGUAUGGGAUGCCUUUCAGCAGGCCUACGUGAACAAGGAUCCAUGUAAAGUUCCAGUGGAAGCUUAUGAUCCCCUGAUUGCUGCAGCCCCCUUCAAACCUCAAUGCAACAGAAUGAUGUUCUGGAGCAAAACAAAGGAUGUGGUCCAUGGUUUCACUGAGAAGAGGGAUUGUUUUGUCACUUUGGAGGACACUCUGUUGGGAUCUGUCCUCGAUGGUCUGACCUGGUGUGGAAAAGAAGGCAGCAAGGAUACCAACACUACUGGGUGUCCCGGAUGGUCAGACUGUGAAAACAACACUGUUCGCUCAUUUUGGAUUCGUGCCUCUGCUGCUUUUGCAGAUGUUGCCUGUGGUAAUGUCACAGCAAUGCUAAACGGAUCCAUCAACACGCCAUUCAAUCCUACAAGUAUUUUUGCAAGCGUUGAGGUGCCGAGGUUUAUUGCCUCUAGGGUCAAGAACCUGAAUGUUGUUAUGGUCAUACAGAAGAACAACAUAUCAAACUGUACAGAUCCAUCCUUGAAGAAUUUGAGGCAAUCUAUAGAUACAGGGAUAACAUUCAGCUGCAAAGACGUGUCUGAAUCUCGUAUUCAGGAAUGCGGCUCCAAACCAGAGAUAGCGUGUGGAGCCUGCUGGUGAACAAGUCUGAUGUCAGUCGCAACAUAGUAGCAUUCAGCCACAGAAACAUUUCUAGUGUUUCCUUGUAACUUUUUAAAUAAAAUGUGAGAAUUUUUGUACAUGUAAAAUGUAUUUUCUAAA